Phytophthora sojae is the source of this 871-nucleotide messenger RNA. RefSeq lists its product as hypothetical. The transcript has a single exon. NCBI's taxonomy places the organism in Eukaryota, Oomycota, Peronosporomycetes, Peronosporales, Peronosporaceae. Gene Ontology annotation, molecular function: structural constituent of ribosome. Gene Ontology annotation, cellular component: mitochondrial large ribosomal subunit. The record is from RefSeq and is a predicted model, not a curated record. The annotation marks the transcript as partial. Gene Ontology annotation, biological process: translation.
AAUGUGGAGUCUCAAGGCGCUGGAGCGGGCCCUGCCCGUCGCUCGCGGCGCGCGCGUGGCGUUCGCCAGCUCGGCUGCUGCUGCCUCUGUGCCCGCCUUCGAGGGCGUGCGCCUCAACAACCUGCGCGACAACGACGGCGCGCACAAGCGCGGCAAGCGGCUGGGUCGCGGUAUCGGCUCGGGCAAGGGCAAGACCUCGGGCCGCGGACACAAGGGACAGAAGGCGCGCUCCGGCGGCGGCGCCGGCCGCGGCCCCGGCUUCGAGGGCGGCCAGACGCCGCUGUACCAGCGCGUGCCCAAGCGCGGCUUCAACAACAAGUUCGCGACGCCCAUGGAGACGCUCAACCUGGACAAGCUGCAGCUGUUCGUGGACAUGGGCCGCCUGGACGCCAGCAAGAAGAUCACGAUGAAGGAGCUCGUGGAAUCGGGCAUCGUCACGUGCUCGCGCGUCAAGCACGGCGUCAAGCUGCUGGGCAACGGCAGCCAGCACCUCACGGCCAAGCUGGACAUCGAGGUCUCGCAGGCAUCCGAGUCGGCCAUCAAGGCCGUGGAGGCGGUCGGCGGCAGCAUCGUGUCGGUCUACCACAACCGCCUAGCGCUGCGUGCGCUGCUCAAGCCGCACAAGUUCGAGACGAUCCCGCAGUCGGCGCGUCCUAACCCGAAGAAGCUCACGUACUACACCAACUAUGAGAAGCGCGGCUACCUGUCGCCGGAGAUUCAGGUCCAGAAGGCGCUGGCGAGCGCCGCCGCCGACAGCAACUCGCAAUAGACGAUAUGUGGGAGUAGGGAUGGAGAGAAAGAAGAGGAGGAGAGGAGAGGCGACGCGACGCUGUGUGAAUGGAGUGGGUGCGCCUGCCUCUCUUUUGAGCCG